Equus quagga is the source of this 1573-nucleotide messenger RNA. It is a transcript of the gene ATG3, whose product is annotated as autophagy related 3. Bases 358 to 1386 code for a protein of 342 amino acids. The transcript is spliced from 13 exons. Gene Ontology annotation, biological process: autophagy of mitochondrion; nucleophagy; autophagosome assembly. Gene Ontology annotation, molecular function: Atg8-family ligase activity. Gene Ontology annotation, cellular component: cytosol; cytoplasmic ubiquitin ligase complex. The record is from RefSeq and is a predicted model, not a curated record. Lineage: Eukaryota; Metazoa; Chordata; Mammalia; Perissodactyla; Equidae.
AGGGGCGCGAGUGCGGCAAGAGGGAGAAGACAGCUCCGGAGAGGGCGAGAGCUGCGCGUGCGCCCGCUUCUCCGCCAGCCCUCCCCUCGGCCUCGCCGCCUCCCUCGCGGCCAGGUGACAGCUGGGCCCGGGCCGCCGCGCGCUGCCGGGGGCGCGAGGAGCGCGCUCUGCCCUCGCGCGCGGCGCCGGCCGCCCCUCCCCCUCGUCCCAUCCGUCCCGUCGCGUCCCGUCCCCUCGAGUCAACCGGCCGGGUGCCGAUAAGAGUCGGCGGGAGCGGGGACAUUUUCUGCCUCCCGGGCCCUGUCCCGGCUGCCCUUCCCACCCGGUCGCGGGGCCGGCCGCUCCUCCGGCCCCAGGAUGCAGAAUGUGAUUAACACGGUGAAGGGAAAGGCACUGGAAGUGGCUGAGUACCUGACCCCGGUCCUCAAGGAAUCAAAGUUUAAGGAAACAGGUGUUAUCACCCCAGAAGAGUUUGUGGCAGCUGGAGAUCACUUAGUCCAUCACUGUCCAACAUGGCAAUGGGCUACAGGGGAAGAAUUGAAAGUGAAGGCAUACCUACCAACAGGCAAACAAUUUUUGGUUACCAAAAAUGUGCCAUGCUACAAGCGUUGCAAACAGAUGGAAUAUUCUGAUGAGUUGGAAGCUAUCAUUGAAGAAGAUGAUGGCGAUGGGGGAUGGGUAGAUACUUAUCAUAAUACAGGUAUUGCAGGAAUAACCGAAGCAGUUAAGGAGAUCACACUGGAAAGCAAGGACAGUAUAAAACUCCAAGAUUGCUCAGCAUUAUGUGAGGAGGAAGAAGAGGAAGAUGAAGGAGAAGCUGCAGAUAUGGAAGAAUAUGAAGAGAGUGGAUUGUUGGAAACAGAUGAGGCUACCCUAGACACAAGGAAAAUAGUAGAAGCUUGUAAAGCUAAAACUGAUGCUGGAGGUGAAGAUGCUAUUUUGCAAACCAGAACUUACGACCUUUACAUCACUUACGAUAAAUAUUACCAGACACCACGACUAUGGUUGUUUGGCUAUGAUGAGGUGGUGGCUGAUAUCACAAAGCCUUGUUGGACAGACUUCUUCCUUCCUCCCCUCCUUGGUGUAAACUUUCCCCCAAAUAAUCCGCAACGGCAGCCUUUAACAGUUGAGCACAUGUAUGAAGACAUCAGUCAAGAUCAUGUGAAGAAAACAGUGACCAUUGAAAAUCACCCUCAUCUCCCACCACCACCUAUGUGUUCAGUUCACCCGUGCAGGCAUGCUGAGGUGAUGAAGAAGAUCAUUGAGACUGUUGCAGAAGGAGGGGGAGAACUUGGUGUUCAUAUGUAUCUUCUAAUUUUCUUGAAAUUUGUACAAGCUGUCAUUCCAACAAUAGAAUAUGACUACACAAGACACUUCACAAUGUAACAAAGCAAGCAUAGAAUCUAUCCUAAUAUUAAUUGGUUCUGAUUUUUAAAGAAUUAACCCAUAGAUGUGACCAUUGACCAUAUUCACCAAUAUGUACAAUUUCUCUAAUAAAGAGACUUACAUGUUUAUGCAUUAAAUAAAAAAAAGUUCCACUACCAGCCUUGUUUAAUAAAAAUGUGUAAAGAGA